Molecule: messenger RNA, 3731 nt
Organism: Nymphaea colorata (pocket water lily)
Lineage: Eukaryota; Viridiplantae; Streptophyta; Magnoliopsida; Nymphaeales; Nymphaeaceae
Product: exocyst complex component SEC8
Exons: 27
Coding region: 29-3439 (1136 amino acids)
Biological process (GO): Golgi to plasma membrane transport; exocytosis
Cellular component (GO): exocyst
Source: RefSeq, a predicted model, not a curated record
CUCUCUCUCUCUACUUCUCUCUCUCCCCAUGAUCGAAAAGUGCCUCCUUUCUGCAAAUUCUGGUUGUGUUCGGGGGAGAGAGAGUGUAUGGGUGAAUUGGUCAAUUGGAGAGAGGCGUCUCCUCUUCUGUUUCUGUGUUACCGUCUCAUCUUUGGGUGGGAUCUGUUUCGGUGCAGAGAGCAUGGUGCUCAGAGAUGCCUCGAGGAGGAGCCUUUUCGAUGGGCUGCCCAUUUCCGCCGAUAGAUCUUAUUUGCAGGAAGACCUUACUAGGAUCGAUGAAGGGUGGACUGCUGCUCGAUUUGAUUCCUUACCUCAUGUUGUCCGUAUUUUGACAUCAAAAGAUCGUGAAGGUGAAAUACAGUUUCUGAAGGAACAGAGUGAUAUUGUUGAAGAGGUUGUUGAUGAGGUAGUCCAUGCUUAUCACAGUGGUUUCAACAAGGCAAUACAAAAUUAUUCUCAGAUUUUGCGGCUGUUUAGUGAAUCUACUGAAAGCAUAGGCAGUCUGAAAGUUGAUUUGGCUGAAGCGAAGAAGUUUCUAGGAUCUCGAAAUAAGCAAUUACAUCAGCUAUGGUACAGAUCUGUUACACUGCGACAUAUAAUUUCUCUCCUAGAUCAAAUUGAGAAUGUUUCCAAGGUGCCUUCUCAAAUAGAGAAGUUUAUUACUGAGAAGCAGUUGUACGCAGCUGUUCAAUUGCAUGUGCAGUCAACUUUGAUUCUUGAGAGAGAAGGCCUCCAGGGGGUUGGUGCAUUACAAGAUGUGCGUUCGGAGCUGACAAAGUUACGAGGUGUCCUGUUUUUCAAGGUUUUGGAAGAACUACAUAAUCAUAUUUACAAUAAGGGCAAAUACAAUUCAUCUAGUAACCAUAUGCAAGAAAUGGAUGAGGAGAUACCUAGUACUGUACUUUCUGUAGCUGCCUUCAACAGUUCACAUCCUGUUUCACGGAGAACCAAGGCAAGAGCUGAUAACCAUUUUGAUUCUCCGGCAUAUAGAGAUGGAUUCCACAGGCCUGGUUCAGUUGAUGGAAGUUCAUUUGAUGGACAUGAGGAUGAGAGCGCACAUGCUGCAGAAAACAUUGAUGGAGCUGCUUCUGAUGGUUCAGCAUUUACAGGACGGGCAAAUGAAGCCAAUGGCCUGUCAAAAGAUUUCAAAGUUGUCUCACGUCGUCUCCCAGCGUGGCUGGAAAAUUCAACUCCAAACGAGUUCAUAGAAUCUAUUAAAAAGAGCGAUUCCCCACUUCAUGUGAAAUAUCUUCAUACUAUGGUAGAAUGUCUUUGCAUGCUGGGCAAAGUUGCAGCUGCUGGUGCAAUCCUAUGCCAAAGAUUACGGCCUUCCAUUCAUGAGAUCAUGAUAUCCAAGAUAAAAUCUCGAGCAGCAUACCUGUCUUCAUCAAAGCAGACAGCUGAUCAAAAUUCACAAAAGACUGGGAUUGCUGCAAACUCUAAAAAGGUGGGAGUCUUAGAAAGUUACUGUAUGCUGAAGCAGAAGAGCCAGACUGAAGCAGUGACUGGAGCCAUAACUGCAGUUGGUCCUGUCUCACCAGCAAUGGCCCCUGCGGGUGCUGCCCAAGCUUUGACACAAGAACUUUUGGUCUCUAUCUUGGACACUUUAGUUCAAAUUCUUGAGAACCAUGUUACUGUUGGAUCUCUUCUGGAGUCAAAAGGAGCACUAGGUGAGAUGAGCACCCCAAAAUCUAUGAAUGGUGAUGUGAACUGGGGCCCUGAUUCUGAAACUAAUCAAGCUACCGGAGGCUAUAGUGUAGGAUUCUCUUUGGCCGUCUUACAGAGCGAGUGUCAACAACUCAUAUGUGAGAUUCUGCGAGCGACACCUGAAGCUGCAUCUGCAGAUGCUGCCGUACAGACCGCUAGACUUGCAAACAAGGCUCCUUCUAAGGAAAAAAGGAACAAAGCUGAUGGAGGUCUUUCUUUUGCAUUCCGUUUUACAGAUGCAGCAGUGACUGUACCUAACCAAGGAGUUGAUGCUAUUCGUCAAGGAUGGGGCAAGAGGAAUGCAACUACACAAGAAGGCUAUGGAACUUCAGCUAUUCUUCCUGAACAGGGAAUCUACCUAGUAUCAUCCAUUUAUAGGCCAGUCCUUCAGUUCACAGAUAAGGUUGCACUGUUGCUCCCAGAAAAGUAUUCACAACUUGGCAAUGAUGGCCUGCAAGCAUUUGUAGAGAACUUCUUGAAGGAUCACUUCUUGCCAGCCAUGUUUGUGGAUUAUAGGAAAUGCGUACAGCAAGCCAUAUCAAGUCCUGCUGCUUUUAGACCAAGGACACAUGCUACAUCUGCUUAUACCCCCAUAGUCAGUAAGGGGCGGCUUGUACUUCAGGGUCUUUUGGCUAUUGACUUCUUGGCAAAGGAGGUCCUUUGUUGGGCACAAGCAAUGCCAAAAUAUGCUGGUGAACUUGUGGAGUAUGUACAAACUUUCCUCGAGCGUGCCUAUGAACGUUGUCGAACCUCAUACAUGGAGGCAGUUCUAGAAAAACAAAGCUACAAGCUUAUGGGGAGGCAAGAUAUUGAGAACCUUAUGAAGCAUGAACCAGCGAGUGCAUGUUUGUCUAGUUCAUCCGGCCAGGGAAUCCUUGAGCAAUAUGGCUCAGAUGCAGAAACUGUUGAGUUGGAGAUGGAACUAAGUAAUCUACUAUUGAAUUUGCUGCCAAUCAAGCAGGAGAAUCUUAUUCGUGAUGAUCAUAAGUUUAUUCUGCUUGCUUCUCUCAGUGACUCACUAGAAUAUUUGGCAGAUUCUAUUGAAAGGCUUGGGCAGAACUCAGCAAGAUCAACAAGUCAGCCAGAAAAAAGUGGCUCUGAUCCUUUAUCUGAGGAUAAUAAACAAAGUGGUCCACUCACAAAAAGCCUUGCUUCUCUUGCCAACGAGUAUAGAAGCUUGUCCAUUGAAUGCCUUAAGGUCUUACGUGUGGAGAUGCAGUUGGAGACCAUUUUCCAUUUACAGGAAAUGGCUGGUAGGGAGUACUUAGAGGAUCAAGAUGCUGAAGAGCCGGAUGAUUUUGUCAUUUCAUUGACAGCGCAGAUAACACGGAGGGAUGAGGAAAUUGCUCCCUUUGUUGCAGAAGUAAAACGAAGCUACAUAUUUGGUGGAAUAUGCAGUGUUGCAGCAAAUAUGUCAAUCAAGGCUCUAGCUGAAAUGAAAUCCAUCAACCUUUUUGGAGUUCAACAGAUUUGCCGCAAUUCAAUUGCAUUGGAGCAGGCACUUGCUGCUAUACCAUCGUUAGAUGGCAAAUUUGUCCAACAGAGGCUUGAUCGUAGUCGGACAUAUUUUGAACUCCUGAACCUACCAUUUGAGGCGUUGCUAGCUUUCAUCUCAGAACACCAGUACUUGUUCACAGAAGCAGAGUUUUCCAACCUUUUAAAGGUCAACGUCCCAGGUAGAGAAAUCCCUGUACAUGCCAUCCAGCGUGUAUCUGAGAUUUUUGCUCGGUGAUAACUAAUUUGACGAGCAAGUAGCUGGCGUCAGGGGAGUCAGCGUCAAUGUGUUUGUCAAAUAGUCUAUGGUGUCUACGAGAUUGUUGUUGUUAUGGGUUCCCUUAAAUUUUGUAGCGUUUGGCAGUGUAUAGUAUAAUGUGGUCUUUAUUUUUUACUAGAGGAUGAUGGUUUAUCCUUGUCAUGAUCAUCAUCAUCGAAUUGUUUUUUGGGUUGUUUUCAGCGUUUUGACUUCAUUUCUGCAUGUAGAUGAUGUGCCAUUAUUUGUUAAUAUCAAUGUGAAUUUAUCUCCA